Molecule: messenger RNA, 1705 nt
Organism: Phyllostomus discolor (pale spear-nosed bat)
Lineage: Eukaryota; Metazoa; Chordata; Mammalia; Chiroptera; Phyllostomidae
Gene: SLC39A2
Product: solute carrier family 39 member 2
Exons: 4
Coding region: 460-1389 (309 amino acids)
Biological process (GO): zinc ion transmembrane transport
Cellular component (GO): plasma membrane
Molecular function (GO): zinc ion transmembrane transporter activity
Source: RefSeq, a predicted model, not a curated record
GUGGGGUAGAGAGGGUAUGGAAGGUUUAGAUCAGGUGUCCUGAGUGAAGCAGGACCAGAUUAUCCCCAACACAAAAUAGCUGGGAAGUAGCUACCAUAGAUGGUCUCAUUUUAAAUUAGGCCAGCCCCAGGCAUGAACAAAGACAGUCCACAGCCCUUGGAUUAGUCAUGGAACUGAAGAGGAGAAGACAGCACAGGGCUGUGCCUGGCUGGGAGUCUGGAGUUUCCAGUUUGGUGUGAGGCAGGGGAGGGGCCUCCACACAGGGGGCAGGCAGGAGGCUGGGGCAGGGCCCCAGUCAGCUAUGCAAGGCUGCCUAAGCAGAGGCAGCACCAAACAGGACCCAACAGCCUCCUGAAACUUGGGGAGUGGACACUGCGGCUUUGACCACCCAAGGCACCACUCCUGUUCUAAAGCUUGCAACUCCAUUUGUCAUCUGAGGCCUCAUCUUGUACCCCAAGGAUGGAACUACUAAUAGGAGUAAAAAUUGGCUGCCUAUUUGCCCUGCUGGCUCUCACCCUCGUCUGUGGCCUUAUUCCCAUCUGCUUCAAAUGGUUCCAGAUUGAGGCAGCCACAGGUCAUCGCCGCCGGGUCCUCAGCCUCCUGGGCUGCAUUUCUGCUGGUGUUUUCCUGGGUGCGGGGCUCAUGCACAUGACUGCUGAGGCCCUGGAGGGAAUUGAAUCGGAGAUCCAGAAGUUCAUGAUGCGGAACAGGACAGAGAGUGAGGGUUAUUCCUCUGGUGAUGCUAAUUCAGCUUAUACAGGCUAUCCCUAUGGAGAGCUCGUCAUCUCCCUGGGUUUCUUCCUCAUCUUCCUUUUGGAGUCGCUGGCAUUGCAGAGCUGUCGUGGAGCCAAUGGAGGAUCAAAAGUGCAGGAGGAGGAGAUGGGUGGGGCUCGUGUCCUUGGACUCCACAGUCAUGGACCUCUACCCUCACCCUCAAGGAGUCCCUUUCGAGCCCUCGUCCUCCUGCUCUCACUCUCCUUCCACUCAGUGUUUGAAGGCCUGGCCGUGGGGCUGCAGACAACAGUAGCAGCCACCGUGCAGCUCUGUCUUGCUGUCCUGGCUCACAAGGGGCUCAUAGUGUUUGGGGUAGGACUGCGGCUGGUGCAGAGAGGCACUGGAUCACGAUGGUCCGUGUUCUCCAUACUGUCAUUUGCUCUCAUGUCCCCCCUGGGCCUAGCCCUGGGGCUGGCUGUGGCUGGAGGGCAUGCUGAAAGGGGCCGAGACUUAGCCCGGGCUGUGUUAGAGGGUGUAGCAGCUGGCACCUUCUUAUAUGUCACCUUCCUAGAAAUUCUGCCCCGGGAGCUAGCUGGUCCUGAGGGCCCUCUGCUCAAGUGGGGCUGUGUAGCUGCUGGCUUUGCCUUCAUGGCCUUCAUUGCUUUGUGGGCCUGAGAGGUUCCUGACUUUCCUGCAGACCCAUCUAGAAGGGUGUCCCCACCACCAGCAGACACCCCCAGAUGGCUUUGACCCUCAGACAUUUCUUUGCUGAGACUAAGCAGUGUUCACUAGGCAUCAUCCACAUGAACUGGAUCCCAGGUUUUCCUCAUGAGAUGCCUCUGCUCAUCCAGGAUUGGGAACAGGAUGUGUAUGUUUGGUUGAAUGCUUAUACUUUGGGGAAUUGGUACAAAGACCACCGCUCCAAAUUUGACUCUUGUUCCAUUUUUGCUGCUAUGUGUAAUAAAAUGUCCAUUUUCCCCUCCCUCUUCAA